GUUUAAAGAAAUUUUGUCAUGAAAAUAAGGUCUUACUUUUUAAAUAUGAAAAAUAGAUAUCACCCAUCUUAUGUAUUUACUAACUAUGCAAUAUCUAAAAUGGCGAAGUACUGGGUGAUUGUUUCUUUCGCUAAAUAGGUUAUACAAUACAAUUGUAAUUGGCAGAAAUAAUAACAAAAUAAUUUGAUUCGAUAGAAUUAUAAAAGAGUAUUAUGAUUACGUUGAAAUAAUUAGUAUUUGUGCAACAUCUUAAUGUUCUAAUAAUAAAAAAAAAUACGUGGAUAAUGGCUGAAAAUGUCGUUCAGUGCGAUGAUGAGUUUGUACAUUCCAUCAAGACAUUACUCUGGGGUAAUAGUAUUAAAAAAGAUGUUUUUAAACGGUGGGCUCAAGGAUUUUAUUUUAGUCCCGAUGAGCCAACAGCAUUGAUACAAACAGAAGGUGGUCCUUGUGCAGUAAUAGCUCCUGUCCAAGCCUUCAUUUUAAAGGAAUUACUAUCAGAGACUGAUGUUUCAACUUGGAAAAAUAUAAAUUUAGAUACAUGUUAUCAACUCCUUGUACGAGCUUCUAUAGAAAUUUUGAAACAGGCAGCUGGGGAAAAAGUUCCAAAGUUUUGUAUUGUCUUCAUGGAUUGUAAAUUUUCAAAUGAAGACAAUGUAAGGAAAACCAAAUGGGUGGAAAAAAUACCAGAAAUUGAAAACCGUGAAACAGAAAUAAAUGUAGCAAAUAAUGAAAAUCAAGAAACAAAAAAAAAAAUAUUAUUGAUGGAAAUGAAUGAAGAAUGCAGAAGCAUAGAUUCCGAUCUUUUUCAUUCUCAAUUGAGACUUUUUACAACUAAUACUUCUGAACAUGUGGAAGAAUUUUUUUUAGAGAGGUUAGAGAUGUUAAAAGAUCGAUAUGGAAUUUUGUUGCUUCUUUAUAGUAUAAUUGUUACAAAAGGUGUAACUGAAAUUCGUUCAGAAAUGUCUGAUCCAUUAGAAUCAAUGAUUGAUUCAACAUAUGGCUAUGGAAAUCAGAGUCUUAUAAAUUUAAUGCUUACGGGAAGAGCAGUCAGUCAUGUAUGGGAUCAUGAUCAAGAUGUUGGAGGAUUGAAAUUACGAGGAAUAGAUACACAAAAUGCAAUAGGAUUUCUUGCACUUCUUGAACAUUUAUGUUAUUGUGAAGUAGGAACUUUCUUAAAAUCUCCAUCAAAUCCUAUUUGGGUGUUGGGUUCAGAAACUCAUUUGACUGUUCUGUUUUCUACUGAAAAAAAACUUGUGAGUCCAGAAACACCUGCAGAUCAAGCAAAGAGAGUUUUUAGAAAAUUUGAUCCAGAGGGAAAUGAUUUUAUUCCUGCUAAUUUAUUACAAGAUGUUCUUGCUGAACUUGGAUUGGUUACGGACUCAGAUUAUGUCAAUGUAAUGAAGAAAAAAUUGGAUAGUGAAAAUUUGGGAAUUAUUUUACGUACUAAUUUCAUGGAUGAAUUCUUUCCUGAAGAGCCGCGAACGUGCCCAGAUACAUUUCCGUUGUAUCAUUAUAAUGGUCUACAACAUAGCAAUCCAGAAAAUAAAGUGAUAUAUCAUAAAGGUCAAGCAGUGUUACUGGAAUGUACUAUCAAGGGUAUUAUGGAAAGUAAUCCUAUGUUAACAGUACUUCAAACAAAGUGGCCCAGAAUUGAAAUUCAAUGGGAUAUUGGUCAGAAUCCGAGCCUUAAUUAAUAAAUUCUGCUAAUGUUUUAUUUUUAACAAUACUAUUAGAAUUGUUAUGCAAGAAAAUAAAUAACAAAACUAUAAAAGAGCUUAAGGUGUACUUAAAUUUAACAAACGAAAUUUUAUAUUUGAAAGUAUUUAACAAAAAUCUUCAGAAAAAGAAUUAAUAAGAUUUCUUUUCUGGAUAUAUAUUUAAAAUAGAAUUUUAUUUAUAAAUGCUAAUAUUCAAUGAUUUUAAUAUACUAUAAUAAUUUGAUGUUAAUACCUCUAUUCAUCAAGAUUAAAAAUUAUAUUUAUUCGUUCUUUUAUAGACGAAAUUAAAUUUAAAUAUAUUUUAAGCGAUGGUUUAGAAAUAAUUAUCUAAUAACAUAUUAUUAAAAAUUUGCAAUAUAAACAUUGAGUUGAUAAAAUAUUAAUUUUGACAUAAAGAAAUUGAAAAUUAUUUGAUAUCAAAAUAAAAAGGAGUUAAAUUAAAUUUAUUAAUAAAUGAAAGUGGAAAAAAUAUGUGAAUUCUGCUUAUAAACGAUAUAUAAUAGAGAAAAAUAAUAACGGAAAUGUAGUAAGAGAAAUAUGUGAAUAUUCAUAUUAAAAAUGUAAUAAAAAGUAGUGUAAAGAGAAAAACAAUCUAAAAGGAAGUAAGAAAAUAAAAUUUUAGGCAAUGUACAAAUCUAUGUAAAUCGUAUCAAUGGCUAAAUGUGUAGUUAGAUCGAAGUUAUAAUCUAGUCAUUAGAUCGACAUAUUAAUAAUAUUUUCACUUUCCUCCCAUUUCUUUUUUUUUUUUUUUUACAUAUAAUAUAAGGGAA
Molecule: messenger RNA, 2488 nt
Organism: Apis mellifera (honey bee)
Lineage: Eukaryota; Metazoa; Arthropoda; Insecta; Hymenoptera; Apidae
Product: ubiquitin carboxyl-terminal hydrolase MINDY-3 homolog
Exons: 5
Coding region: 285-1694 (469 amino acids)
Biological process (GO): protein K48-linked deubiquitination
Molecular function (GO): calcium ion binding; K48-linked deubiquitinase activity; cysteine-type deubiquitinase activity
Source: RefSeq, a predicted model, not a curated record